AUGGAUUAGGAAUACGAUUUAUAACUCUAAGUAACUAGAAGCAAAAUCAAUUAAAAGAGUGCAGUGCCUAGGUUUGCUUUUUAGAAUAAUCAGCAAGAUUUUGACGAAUCUUUGAAACAUCUCUCAUUAUAAUAGACGAGAAUUACUGCAUUCCCAGAUGGAUUGGGGAAACUAAAAAAAUUGAUAUCUUUAAAUUUGAAUGACAACUACAUUAAACAAUUAGAUUACAAUAUUUUGGAUGGAUUUAAGAAUUUGGAAAUAUUGUUUAUCAGAAAUAAUCUAUUAUAAGAGUUCUAAUUUGGAAAAUUCAAGCAUUUGCAGCAAUUGGACAUAUCAUAAAAUCAUAUUAAGAAAAUUUCUGCUGACAUAGGCGACUUAUUGUAGCUUGAUCAAUUGUUCAUCUCACAUAACAGUUUCAUGGAGAUCCCAAAGAGCAUCACCAAACUAAAAUGUAUUAAAGUGAUUAACAUAGAUACUCUAAAUGUGUUCCAACUUGAUUGGUUCAAGUAUGGAGAUCCAGGAGUUCAGGAGUUAUUUCAAUCCCAAGAGCUGAUAUAUCAGUUGUUUCACACGAUUGAAUUAUGUUGCACAGGCGAAACGAUAUCAGCAAAACAAUUGUUAAGUUCGAUUGCAUUUAAACAAUUUGCCUUAAAGUACCAGGACAAAGACAUUUAGAUCCAAUAUAAAAUACACUAGACAAUAUUGGAUGAGGAUAUUGGGAUGCUGAGAAUACUGCUGUCGGAACCCAAAAAAUUCUAGAUUGACGAAAUUAAUCAGGAUGAUUACUCUCCUUUAGGAUUGUCGAUUUGGGAAGAGAAAUAUUUAGCAGCAAGAUAUUUGUUAUAUGCAAAUGCUGACCCAAAUAAAGGAGCUUCAUGGGCUAAGAGUUGUUUAAAUAUUGCAGUAUCUAAAUUAUAAUAUUAUUUAGUGUUUGAUUUAAUCAAGCGAAAUGUAGGAUUGCAUGAAUAAGAUAUUUACGGUAAUAAUAGUAUUCAUUACUUAUUUUGUGUGUAUUAAAUGAAUGAAGCAGAGGCUCAAAAGAUUCUGCAAUUGCUAUUGAAGAAUGGAGUCAAUGGCAAUCAUAUCAAUCAUAAUGGCUACACUCCUAUUCACUUGGCUGUAUAAAAAGGAUACAUCUAAGUGAUUGAAUACGUCUAUAAACAGAAAGAAUACAAGUUCAAUUUCAGACAGAAAACCUAAAAGUAAAAGCACAAUUGCUUGCAUUUGGCAGUCCUUACUAGACAGAUUUAUAUUGUAAAAUUCUUCAUCUACAAAUUUCCUGAGUUCAUAUUUUAGAAAGAUUAUCAUGAUUUGAUUCCAAUCGAUUAUUUAAAGAAUGACUUAACCAUUUACAAAUAUUUGAAGGGCUUUUAGAAAGUAGAGAUUCAACAUAUCCUAACAAAAAAUGAGAUAUUCUAUUAAUCACAAUUGUCAGAUGAAUGUGAUGAGAUUUUUUCGAUAAAAGUAUAGAGCUUAGCCCAAUUAGAUAAUUUGGGAUUGGAGAAUAAGAUUUAGACAACAAGAAUAAAUGAAAUCACAAGACAAAUUCCAUUGUCUCCUAAUAAUCUAAAACGAUUAGAAGAGAAAAACACUCUGAUGAAUCCAUAAGACUCUCAGAGAAUUUAAUGUUAAAUAUAUAAGGGGAUCAAGAAGAUUGCGUAUGAAUUUGAUAGGCUACAAUAUAAUAAUAUUGAGAAUUUACUAAAUUAGGAUCAAUUCUAAGAAUAGGUAGACGAUCUAAUUCAAAUUAAGAAGCUAUUAUACUAAUUAAAUAGUAUUAAGAAUAUUAUCGACUCGAAUGACAUCUAUAACAAAUAGUGGCAUUUCUAAUUGAAGAGUCUGAAAUAUCAAAUUAAUAAGCAUGUGUAUAGUGAGAGGAAUCUAGAGGAUUAAAAGAAAGUUUCAAACCAACUCUUGCAAAUAUUCUUAGAAAUUAUCAAGAAGGUUGAGCACCUAUUCAAUAAAAAAGAAAAGAUAGACAGUUUAUUAUCCGAUUUUGUGACAACACAGUUCUUAUCAAUCCAUUCUGGAUUUGGAUUGGGUAAAUUGGUAGUGUUUUUGGAACAAAAUCUUAAGGAAUCCACUUCAGAUGCAAAUCACUUGGAACUGCUAUUUAUUAAACUUCAAUUAUAACACCUAUCGGUAAAAUAUAAUAUUUUCAAUCAAAAAUAACUAAUGAAUAUAUUUACUAUUUGA
Messenger RNA from Paramecium tetraurelia, 2196 nucleotides. RefSeq lists its product as uncharacterized. Gene Ontology annotation, molecular function: protein binding. The record is from RefSeq and is a predicted model, not a curated record. NCBI's taxonomy places the organism in Eukaryota, Ciliophora, Oligohymenophorea, Peniculida, Parameciidae. The transcript is spliced from 2 exons.